AUGAAACGGAUCUUUAACGUAGACGUCUUUACCGGGAUUCCUAACGUGAUCCGUACCGGCGAGAAACCCCCGGUGUAUAGCGGCAGCAGAGCGGACCGGACCGGGGACAGAGGAGACGACGAGGCGGUCCAACCGUGGAGAAACGUGCGACUUCCGGGAUCGAUCAGGCCGCGACACUACGACCUGAGGCUGGUAGUUCACAUGGACAACUUCACCUUCUCUGGAGAAGUCAGCAUCGAGCUGGAGUGUGUCAACGCCACCAGGUUCAUCGUGCUGCACGCUGACCGCCUUGAGGUGGACAGAGUGUCUGUCACGGCAGAAGGCGGCGGCGGCGCCGGUGGCGGGCGUCCAAACAACCCACCAGGGGGCGGCGUCCUGCGCGUGCACCGCCAUUUUACCCACGCGGCCAACCAAAUGUACGUGGUGGUUCUUCACCGCGAGAUGAAGCCGAUGAGGACGUACCGUCUGAACGUCAGCUACGACGCCGCCAUCGAGGACGAGCUGCUGGGCUUCUUCAGGAGCUCGUACAUGCAGAACAGGGAGAAGCAUUACCUGGCUGUGACCCAGUUCAGUCCCAUCCACGCCAGGAAGGCCUUCCCCUGUUUUGACGAGCCCGUCUACAAGGCCACGUUCUCCCUGACCCUGCGUCACGACCAGCAGUACACCUCUCUGUCCAACAUGCCUGUGGAGAGGACUGUGUCCGAGGAAGAUGGCUGGGUGACCAAUCACUUUGCCCGAACCCCUCGGAUGUCGACCUACUACUUGGCCUGGGCUGUGUGCAACUUCACCUACAAGGAGACCACGACAGAGGGCGGCAUCACGAUCCGUCUCUACGCUCGGCCAGAUGCCAUUUCCAGCGGUGCUGGAGACUACGCCCUGCACAUCACCAGGAGACUCCUGGGGUUUUACCAGGACUACUUUAAAGUCCAGUAUUCGCUGCCCAAGCUAGACUUGUUAGCCGUGCCCAAACAUCCCUACGCUGCCAUGGAGAACUGGGGCCUCAGCGUCUUUGUGGAGCAGAAGAUCCUGCUGGAUGCUGAGGUGUCGUCCUCGUCGUACCAGAUGGAGUUGACCAUGGUGGUUGUUCACGAGAUCUGCCACCAGUGGUUUGGAGACCUGGUGACGCCUGUGUGGUGGGAGGACGUUUGGCUAAAGGAAGGGUUUGCUCAUUUCUUCGAGUACGUCGGCACAGACUUCCUCUUUCCAAAGUGGAACAUGGUGACAACACGCUUCCUGACUGAUGUUCUCCAUGAGGUGAUGCUGUUGGAUGGCCUCAGCUCUUCUCACCCUAUCUCCCAGGAAGUGGAACAAGCGACAGACAUCAACCGGGUCUUUGAUUGGAUAGCCUACAAAAAAGGGGCAGCACUGAUCCGGAUGCUGGCAAAUGUAAUGGGACAACCGCUGUUUCAGGAAGGACUUCAUGAUUACCUGCUGAGUCACAUGUACGGCAACGCCGCCAGAGACGACCUGUGGAGCAAACUGUCUCAGGCCAUGCGCUCGGACGGGCGCGACAUCAACAUCGGCGAGAUGAUGGACAGGUGGACUCUGCAAAUGGGCUACCCCGUGGUAACUGUCAGCAAGAACCAAUCAGACCAGCUGCCCACACACUACAUCACUGUCAGCCAAGAGCACUUCCUGUACGGACAGGGAGUUUGGAGAAACAGUUCCAGUCUGCAGUGGCAGGUGCCUCUGACUGUGGCUGUGGGGAACUCAACCUCUGUGUCUUCAGAGAGACUUAUCUGGAUCAACAACAGGACAGAGACCCACAGAAUCACACAGAUGGACGACAGCUCCUGGUUGCUCGCCAACAUCAACCAAACUGGCUACUUUCGUGUCAACUACGACCUCCAGAACUGGAGACUGCUGAUUCAGCAACUUCACGACAAACCUCAGAUCAUCUCAGUGGGAAACAGGGCGGGACUUAUUGAUGAUGCCUUCAACCUGGCCAGGGCCGGGUACCUCCCCCAGGGAAUUCCGUUACAGCUGAUUGGCUACCUUCCAGAGGAGCCGUCCUUCCUGCCGUGGCACGCCGCCAGCCGAGCCCUUUAUCAACUAGACAAACUGCUGGACCGCACUGAAGAAUACAGCUUGUUCAGUGAUUAUGUGUUGAAGCAGGUUGCAGCUCGGUACCAUCAGAUGGGUUGGCCAACAAACGGCGGCAGCAAUGAAGGCAACGUUAUGCAGGCAUCCUACCAGACAGAGGAGCUACAGCGAGAGCUAAUCAUGUUAGCCUGCAGCUUCGGAAACAAACAGUGCCACCGCCAGGCUGUGGCGUACAUCUCUGACUGGAUCUCCAGCAACAAGAACAGGAUACCCCCAAACAUUAGAGACAUUGUCUACUGCACCGGUGUCAGUCUGAUGGAUGAGGACGUGUGGGAGUUCAUCUGGAUGAAGUUCCACUCCUCCACUGCCGUCUCUGAGAAGAAAAUCCUGCUGGAGGCGCUGACAUGCUCCGACAACACCUUCCUUCUCAACAGGUUACUCAACCUAUCUCUGACCUCUGACCUGGUCCCGGAGCAGGAUGUAAUUGAUGUAAUCAUCCAUGUUGGCAGAAAUCCUCAGGGUCGAAGUCUGGCCUGGAGAUACUUCAGAGAAAAGUGGGACGUUCUCAACGCGCGUUAUGGAGAAGCGCUGUUCAUGAAUUCCAAACUCAUCAGUGGAGUUACCGAGUUCCUGAACACGGAGGUAGAGCUGGAAGAGCUAAAGGACUUCAUUCAGUCCAGUGGAGUUGGGGCGGGGCCUGCAUUGCCACGGGCCCUGGAAAUUGUUGAGGGCAAUGUGCGUUGGCACCGCCUCCAUCUGCGACAGUUCUACCAGUGGCUUCGUAAACCUCCCAGCUCCGCUGUCGGCUAAAGGGACACACCUCGUCUUCGACAGCUUGAGUGGAGCACAUGUUGGCUGCUAAACUCACAGCUAACUCUCUGUUUACAAAAGCAGUCAUAAGAACUGGAUUAUGGUUUUUCUUUUUUUUUUUCCCUCUUUUUGUCUAGAAAACUUGAUUUCAGACUUCAUUAUUUUACAGUAAGGACAUUGUUUUAUGUGAAGAAAAACUGAAUUUUUUUUGCUACUGUUACUGAAGCUGAUGGCUAGCAAACUAGCUAGCAGUCAGAGCAACAAACCUCCCACAAUUAGGGGCAAUAAAGGGAAGCUGCUACUGUUUUAUCAACAACAAAUGACCUCUUCGCAUAAACUUAAUUAAUAAAUGGAUAGGCAUUUACUUAAGUCCAUGUAUUUAAAAAGAACGCGACAACUUCAGAUUGAAAAAGUACAACAGAAUUUCAUUAGUCACUGUAAUAUAUUCCACACCAACACAAACUAAAUUUAUUGUAUCGAAUUAUAAAAUAGGCGGGAGCAAAUUGGUGACGUUUUGAGGAGUCUUUCUGAGGAAUUUUCUUCUUAUAAUAUCCAGGGGGCGCUAUUAAUCACUAUGCUAUCACUAUGACCUCAAGAUAAACAACUGGAUUUUAAAUAAGAAACAACAUUUAAACAAAAAGAAUGGUUGAAAAGGAAACUAAGAUUUUGUAAAUCAAAAAAUGUAAUGUGUUGUUGUAUGCAGAUGAUAAAGCAUUGUUUUCGGUUGACUAUUACAGGCAAGCAAAACUCUGGACUUUUCAAGAUGGUGUCUUCUGAGUAAUGCCAGAUUUUUCAGUAGCCAAACAUAUUAAACCUUUGCCAAUUGUUUUUGUGGCAGCACAUGGACAAAAUAUAACGAAAGGAUCAGCAACCACAUGGACUGUGAACUUCUAAGUCGGUGAGUACAAAGUCUAAGGUUUGACGUCAGAAGUGGAAACUACUGCCAAAAGUCAGGAUUAUCUUGAGCAUGAUGGAUUUCUCUGUAAGUAUUUUUUUUCUCUCUCAAAGUUUUCAACUGCGAAAGAAACAAACAAACCUUGGGACAUUUUUAUGCCUGAAGCUGAACUUCCGUGAAACUUGAACUCUUAGAAGUUGUUCCUCAUCUGUAAGCUGUAGCCUUGGCAUUGAUGGAACGGAGCUACGUAAGGUGAUUUUAGGAUCCCGUCUUUUACACACUGUAUGUCUUUGUGAGGAUGAUAACGGCACCUUUGUCACAAUGGCUGACACUGUAACGAUGUUUGUGGUUAUGUAAGAAGUCAAAUCAGUAUAAUGAAACUAACAUGCUAUAAUAUGUACUUUUUUGUUGUCAAAUCAGGAGAAAGAAAUUUGAUUUUAUAGAAAUUUAAAAAAUAAAUCAAUUUAAUCUCCCUGUAUGGUAAAAUACACUGUAAAAUAAAAAAACAAAAAAAAGUUUAAAUUUAACCUGUGGAUACUGGGGUGGAUGAGGAUCGUGUUCAUGAGAAAGAUCUGGGACCAAAAAAAAAA
Messenger RNA from Cynoglossus semilaevis (tongue sole), 4338 nucleotides. RefSeq names its product thyrotropin-releasing hormone-degrading ectoenzyme. Gene Ontology annotation, biological process: peptide catabolic process; proteolysis. Bases 1 to 2853 code for a protein of 950 amino acids. Gene Ontology annotation, molecular function: peptide binding; zinc ion binding; metalloaminopeptidase activity. The record is from RefSeq and is a predicted model, not a curated record. Lineage: Eukaryota; Metazoa; Chordata; Actinopteri; Pleuronectiformes; Cynoglossidae. The transcript is spliced from 21 exons. Gene Ontology annotation, cellular component: cytoplasm; membrane.